AUCCAGUGGCCAUCCUGCGCCGCUCUUGGCUUUGUAGAGACUUCUAUACCACAGGUGCUUAGCAUUUUGAAGCCCAUUUCACCCCGCCGCGCGCCCACCUAUCCAAUUAAUUGACGAAAAACCAUAGGAUUAAUACAACAUUACGUAUCUCAGAAGAGAGAGCCGGGCCCUAACACCUGAGUCGCAUUUAGGGACAACAUACUAUGACGGAGACCCAAAACUCGGAACUGCUUACUUAUGAGGCAGUCAAAGCAGGUGGUCAAAGGGUUGUCCCAUCGAUGGAUUUUUUGCGACUUCGCUGGUUCUUCAAAGGUUCAAUAGAGGUAUCCAUCCAUGUGCUCGAAGAUGCCACGGACUCAACCUCAGCCCAAACGCCUUACCAGAUAACAGUGGCAACGAGUACUCCAGACGGUCAGGCAAUUCAACAGGUCCAGCAACACGUUAUAUCAUCCUCGAGUAUAUCCGAUCUACCUAUCUCUUCCAUCGAAGUAAGGCUAGCAGACCUUAAUUACUGGGAGGAACGGUGGGAAGACGCGCAUCGGCCUGAAGAAAGCUGUUCUGCGAUCUGGAUUGACGACGGCCCAGAAGGCGAACGCAAAGCGAUUCAAUGUUGUGGCGAAGAUCGACCUUACCUAAAUAGCCCCAUUCCAUCAUUGACAGUGAAAGCUAGUAAGGAACCGAAGCCAUUCGUUACCAUCCAUGAUUUCAUCACAGCGGUGCACCCUUGGAUGAGUGCGCUUGAAGAUGACAUCCGUCACUCAAGGGGUGUUAUUAGAGGAACACCCGUGCCUAAAAAGGCAAAUCUGUUCGUACAUAACUCGUCACUGAGUCCAUUAAGAACUAUAGAUGACCUGGGACAGAGCCCUGCGACUGUGGCAUACGGUCGGAGGAAUGUGGCUGCGAUGACUACUAGGAUCAGGGACGGUACGUCACCCGCUUAGCUAGGUCUCCAGGUUGGCGGCAUUUCAGCUAAAGAAAGCCGAUGGGCCUUGAAUAUCUCCAGGCGGGUAUCAAUUACUCCGGAAAGGAGGUAGGCUCCCGCGUGUAAGCCAGUGGCGCUUCUUGUGCGCUGUCAGAAGCUUCAAAUAACAUCUCAAAUCCCGAUGUGCCCCAUCUGAAACAUGUUGGUCCUAGUAUUUUGAGGGCGUAGCCGCGCCGCAAUAAUCCUUCUCUGUGUGAAGAAGGUAUGAUCAUCGUAGGAGCUUCUAAAUCUUCAUCGCUAGUAUGCUCCUGUUACUAAGGUCGGGCAUGAUCGGGCAGUCGGGCAAGAUUGCACGAUUUUCUGCAAAAGAACCCUGACUUAUUGAGAUCGCCCACAAUAAAACAUGCAAAUUCGGCCAACUGCCUAUGUCUCGAUCCGAGACAUUCCAAUCAAUUUUGAUGAAGAAAAAUUGAAUUACUCGCAAUGAUUGGUUUAUAGGAGCUAAAAGGGCCGUCUCUGUUCCUUGAUCUUACAGCAAUGAUCGUCACCAAGAUUUGAACCAAGCUUUAGUAUCCCCGAGCAAUGACCAACCACCUCGGCACGGGAUCGCUCG
Hypoxylon trugodes is the source of this 1535-nucleotide messenger RNA. RefSeq lists its product as uncharacterized. The record is from RefSeq and is a predicted model, not a curated record. NCBI's taxonomy places the organism in Eukaryota, Fungi, Ascomycota, Sordariomycetes, Xylariales, Hypoxylaceae. The coding region runs from base 204 to 941 and encodes 245 amino acids. The transcript has a single exon.